Solanum dulcamara is the source of this 651-nucleotide messenger RNA. RefSeq names its product protein SRC1-like. Gene Ontology annotation, molecular function: metal ion binding. Bases 125 to 490 code for a protein of 121 amino acids. The record is from RefSeq and is a predicted model, not a curated record. NCBI's taxonomy places the organism in Eukaryota, Viridiplantae, Streptophyta, Magnoliopsida, Solanales, Solanaceae. The transcript has a single exon.
AACGUGCCGAGUGCCGACGACUCUGCCUUUUCCCCCAAUAAAUACGUCUCUCUUGCUCACAAUUUUACUCACACAAUUCUACUAAACCCAAAUAUAAAGAAACCCAUUUCUUAUCUGAUCAAACAUGGCAGGAAUCCUUCACAAGAUAGAGGAAACACUCCAUAUGGGAGGAGGUAACAAGGAAGGAGGCAAAAAGGAGGAACAUAAGGGAGUCGGACACAAAAAGGAGGAGCACAAGGAAGGGAUGGUUGAGAAGAUAAAAGAUCAGAUCCAUGGAGAAAAAAGUGGAGAACAUCACAAGAAGGAGCACAAGGGAGACGGGCACAAAAAAGAGGAACACAAGGAAGGGUUUGUUGAGAAGAUAAAAGAUAAGAUCCAUGGAGAAGAAAGUGGAGAACAUCACAAGGAUGUAAAGGAGAAGAAGAAGAAGAAAGACAAAAAGGAGAAGAAGAAAGACGGACAUGAUAGCAGCAGCAGCGACAGUGAUUAGAUCUGAUCUGAUCUAAUUGAACUGUAGUAUUUCAAUAUCUACUUAACCUUUCAUCUAUAGUAUUUUCUGCUAUAGAUCUAUCUAUCUAUCUGUGUAUCUGUAAUCGUCCUUUGGAUGGUUUGUGAAUGUGAUGGUAUAAUAACAAUGAAGUUUUUAAUUUA